UUACAUAUUCAACGUCAUCAUCAAUAUAAAAGUUUGAUGCAAAUACCGAUAACAAUUGUACGAAUAAGAUUGCCGAUAAAAAAUAUUGUACUAUCAACAACAACAACAACAAUAACGACGAGUAUGACGACGACGACGACGACAACCAUGAUAAUGAUUAACAAUACUAAUGCAUUGACAUUACGUUAUAUGAAUAUAAAACAAUGUUUCAAUGUCAGCGCCGAUUUUAUUGCCAAAAUUAUGAUCAAUCAUUCUCAUCACUAUCAUCAUAGUGAUGGCGUUGAAAACGAACCGAAUGAACAACAUCAUCAGAAAUCAUCAUCAUUGAUUGUUGUUCAUGAUAACAAAGCAUUAGUUGAAUGAAAAUUGGAAUUUUUUUUUUCUUCAGGAAUAAUGGCAUUCAUACAUAUAUUAUUAUUAUUUUCGCAUCAAACAUAAUGGGUCAUAAAUCACCAAAUUUUUCGAUUGAAUUAAUUGAGAAAAAAAAAUCAUAUAAUCAUUGAAUUUAUUGAUCACACGCGUGUUGCGAAUUAUACAUUUUUUUUGUAUGAUUUAAUUGAAUUAAAUUUUUUCCCAUUAACGCGUGCACGAUAUGAAUAGAUAGAAACAAAAAAUUCUAAAUUCAAAUGAAAAAAUUUAGAUUCGAAAAACAGCGUCAUCUAUUAGUAAAAGAAAAGAAAAUUCUUUGUCAACACGUUUGCAACAGAAUUCUGAUAUUUGUAAUAAUUCUAUAAAUGAUGAAAAUCGAUUCUUUUAUCGUAAAUAAAAUUAUAAAAAUUUAUAAAAAUGUCAAAUCAACCAAAUGACAAAUCGCCAAAAUCCACGUUGUCAUCCAGAUCAUUGAUGUCGACGUCUACAAUUCGUCGUUCGUUGACACCCGAAAAAUUGGCUCAAAGUAAUUGUUCACAAUGUUAUUUACUUCGUGCUAAAAUUCAAUCUAUGGAUCAAUCAUCCAUAUUCUCAACAUCAUCACAACAUUCUUCACGAUCCCAAACACCGGAUUCAGUCAAUUGUUCGGAUCAUCGAUCUUUAUCAUCCACGCCUACCAUACCAUACCACAAUCAUUCAAUAGCUGGCAAGUUACCACGAGAUUCUUCUCCUUCAUCUUGGUUAUAUCGUCGAAGAGAUCGUCGCACUGGUCGAAUAAUGAUGCCAAAUAUCAAACAGACGAUGACAAGUACCAAAGAAAAUCCUUCUAAGACAUCAUCGAUUACAUUAUCACGAAAUAAAAAAUCCUUAAUUCAUCCUGGAGAGUAUUUAUUUGAAGAAGAUUUAGAUUCAACCAUUGAAACUGAAAUCGAUGAUCUGGAUUCAACCAUACUAUUAUCGACUCUUACUAAAAAUGACCAAUCUUCAUCCAAACAAAAGUCAAAGACAGAAGAAUAUAUGUCAGUGGUUGAAAAACAGCUGACAGCCAUUCAAAUUUGGCUUGAUAAUCAUCAUGUGACUAGACAAAUGAUGAUACUGUUAAAGAAACCAGAAUUUUUAUUUUCAUUCUAUUUUAUAGAAUGUUUCAUUCUAUCUUUUUUGUGGUUCAAUCGAAUCCAGCCAAAAGAAUUCAUUGACGAACAAUUUCAUCGUGGACAAACACUUUCUUAUUGCCAAGGCAAUUUCACAAAGUGGGAUGCAAAAAUUACUACACCACCUGGUCUAUAUUUAAUAGCAACGAUGGUAUUGAAACCUAUUGAUUUAUUACUUUCAAACACGAAUGGAUAUUGCCAAUCAUUGGCUGCACUUCGUUUUAUAAAUAUUUUAUUUUCAUUGGGAAAUUUCAUUUUAUUGUAUAAAAUUUUAAACCAAAAUUUGUCUGCCAAUAACGAAGUUGUCGAACGUCAAGUUUUGAUCUUGACAAAAUUAUCAUCUUUUAUUGUCAUUCAUUUACCGCCGAUGUUCAUGUUUACUUUUUUAUACUACACUGAUUCUGGAUCAAUAUUCUUUACACUUCUUAUGUACUAUUAUCAUUUAAAUCAAAAAAAUAAUUGGGCAUCAUUUAUUGGUUUUAUAUCGCUUUGGUUUCGUCAGACUAACAUUAUAUGGAUAUUUUUUCUUGCUUCAAUUACAGCUAUAAAUAUUUUUGCUGAAUCUUAUAGCCAAUAUUAUGAUUAUAAAAAGUUACAAUUUGAAUUCGGAUCGAUAAAGAUGCGUUUUCGUUUGCAUCAACAUCAGCUCUCUCAUCCAUAUUAUUUGAUUUGUUUUCUAUUGGAUUGGAUACUUCAAAUUUUUCGACACUGUUACGGUUACAUCCUGAAUGGUUUGGCUUUUCUUACUUUCAUCUAUCUUAAUCAAGGAAUUGUAUUGGGCGAUCGAAAUGCCCAUCAGGCCGUUCUACAUUUGGCUCAAAUUCCAUAUUUUCUAACUUUCGUGUUUUUAUUUGCAUGGCCUUGGAUUUUAACACGAAAUAAUUUGUUACGAAUUUUCCGACAAUUCAUCUCUAAACCAUCUUGGUUCUUAUUGAUAGCCAUUCUUUUAGCUAACUGUCUAUCACCACCAUUCACUUAUGAACAUCCAUACUUAUUGGCUGAUAAUCGUCAUUAUGUUUUUUAUCUUUGGAAACGAUUCUGGUAUCGAACAGAUCGACCAUGGACUCGUUAUUCUCCGUUACCAUUAUAUAUAAUAACAGCCGUAUCAAUGUGGAAUCUGUUUAAUCUCAAUUGUUUAAAUUGGUCAUCAUCAAAUAAUUAUUUAGAAGAUUCUAAAAAGUCGAUUCGAAAUGCAUUCGAGAAUAUUCGAAAAAUAGUAUUUUUUAUUCUACUAACCAUCGUCAUCAUACCACAACGUUUGAUUGAAUUUCGUUAUUUCAUCACUCCUUAUCUGUUUUGGCGUUUGCAUAUUAUCGAUCGAGAAGCAUGUAUGAUCACUCGAUUAAUAUUGGAAUUAUUUUGGAUAACCUGUUUGAAUUUGGCUACACUAUUAAUUUUUAAUUUUAAAACCUUUCCAUAUGGAGAGGAAAAUUUGAUUCAAAGAAUAAUUUGGUAAACUUUUCUUUUAAUUGAAAAAAUUUUUUUCGAAUAAAAAAUUUAUU
Messenger RNA from Dermatophagoides farinae (American house dust mite), 3022 nucleotides. RefSeq names its product alpha-1,2-glucosyltransferase Alg10 (gene Alg10). Gene Ontology annotation, molecular function: dolichyl pyrophosphate Glc2Man9GlcNAc2 alpha-1,2-glucosyltransferase activity. Lineage: Eukaryota; Metazoa; Arthropoda; Arachnida; Sarcoptiformes; Pyroglyphidae. Gene Ontology annotation, biological process: dolichol-linked oligosaccharide biosynthetic process; protein N-linked glycosylation. Gene Ontology annotation, cellular component: endoplasmic reticulum. The record is from RefSeq and is a predicted model, not a curated record.